AUGAGAAGUCGCCCAUCAUCUCCAACUGCAAUCACAAUCACAGUACUGAAUCUACUCCCACAAAAGUCCAACCUCAAAUUCUCCACAUCAAUUUCGAAUCCCAGCACACGAUCUCUCUUCUUCACCAGAACCCCUAAAUCCCAGCCCCAAACCCGAUUUCCCUCCUCGACCGUCCGAUCGCUCUUCACUGGAAUCGUCGAAGAAAUGGGGCAAGUCAAGCACCUGGGCAGCACCGCCGACGGCGGAUUCGACCUCAAGAUCCGAGCCAGCACCGUCCUCGAGGGCGUCCAUCUCGGCGACAGCAUCGCCGUCAACGGCACCUGCCUCACGGUGACCGAGUUCACCGACGAAGACUUCACCGUGGGGUUAUCCCCUGAGACUCUUCGGAAGACGUCCCUGAUAGAGCUCGAGGCCGGUUCGGCGGUGAACUUGGAGCGGGCGGUUCAGCCCACGAGCCGGAUGGGCGGGCAUUUCGUGCAGGGACAUGUGGACGGGACGGGGGAGAUUGUUGGCAAGGAUACAGAAGGGGAUUCGCUGUGGGUGAAGGUGAAGGUGGACAGAGGGCUGUUGAAGUAUGUUGUUCCGAAAGGGUUUAUCGCGGUGGACGGGACGAGUCUGACGGUGGUGGAUGUGUUUGAUGAGGAGAGCUGCUUCAAUUUCAUGCUCGUGGCUUAUACGCAGCAGAAGGUUGUGAUCCCUUUCAAGAAUGUUGGGCAGAAGGUGAACUUGGAGGUGGACAUUCUGGGCAAGUACGUGGAGCGGCUGCUCAGCAGUGGGUUUGUGGAAUCCAUCAAACCUGCAGCAUGA
Messenger RNA from Linum tenue, 807 nucleotides. The record is from the annotation of a GenBank genome assembly. Lineage: Eukaryota; Viridiplantae; Streptophyta; Magnoliopsida; Malpighiales; Linaceae.